AUUUCAACGGCUUUUUUAAAACUGUCAAGUGUAUUGCUUGCUAGUGAAAUUUAUUUCGCUUUUUGCAAUAAAUAAUUUAUAUUCAAUAAAUGUAAGACAAUUAGCAAUAGCGAUAGAGGUUUCCGAUUUAGAUUUGACACCGACAAGGACUUUACGUAGUGGUAAAAUUCUGUUGCGUUGUGUUGUAGAAGCAUGGCACAAUUUAAUUAUUUGAAUGAAAUAAAGAGUUUAGCUACUAUGGAUGGGCCUAUUACGCGUGGGCCUCUGCAGAGAUGGGCUAAGAAGACAGGCAGUGAGAAUAUCAAUCCUGCUCUGAGUGCGUCUCAACAAAACAUUUCUAAUAACAUAAGUGUAUGCAACCAAUCUAUGCAGAAGUUAUCGGUAUCGGCCAACCAAAGCUGCAAUAACAGUGUGCUCUCUAGUAAUAAGACCCCGACUAGGAAUGAGAAGAAGUCGAAGUCUAAAACUCCUUCUAAGAACAAAUCUCCAGGUCGGUCAAAGACCCCCACACCAAACAAAGCAUCCAAGACUCCAAAUAAGGCUGACAGGUUCAUCCCGUCAAGAAGCAACUCCAACUAUGACUUGUGUCACUACAUGAUGACACGUGAAGAAGACAAAGGAGAGGAGGUGGUGGCUAAGACGGCAGCCAGCGAGGCUCUGGGCCGUGCCCUGACCGACACUGAGCCCGGGAGACUGCUGCAGUACACAUGCAAGGCCCCCGCAGCCCCUGAGGGCUACCAGAACAGACUCAGGGUUGUGUAUUCACAGGCCAAAGUUCCGUCUUCAGUGAAGAACACAACAAGAUACAUUCCACAAGCACCUGAGAGGAUACUUGAUGCUCCUGAUCUUGUUGAUGAUUACUAUCUAAACCUAGUGGACUGGAGCCAGUCAAAUAUCCUAGCAGUGGCAUUAGGCAACUCCGUGUAUCUGUGGAACGCUGGUACGGGGCAGAUUGAGCAGCUACUGUCUCUCGAAGGCUCGGAGACUGUGUGCUCUGUGGCGUGGGUGCAGGGAGGCGCGUCACACCUGGCUGUUGGCACCUCCGCCGCCACUGUCGAGCUGUGGGACUGUGAGAGACUGAAGAGGCUAAGAUGCAUGGACGGGCACACGGGCCGCGUGGGCUCGCUGGCGUGGAACCUGUACAUCAUGUCGAGCGGCGCACGGGACGGCAACAUCGUGCACCACGACGUGCGCGCCCGCGACCACGCCGUCGCCACGCUGCAGGGGCACACGCAGGAGGUAUGCGGGUUGAAGUGGUCUCCAGACGGCAGAUACUUAGCGUCAGGCGGGAACGACAACUUACUGAACAUCUGGCCGCUGGUACAGGGGCAACACUACUCGCAGGGCCAGCACAUCUACUCCUUCAACCAACACCUAGCGGCGGUGAAGGGCCUGGCGUGGUGUCCGUGGAGCAGCGGCGUGCUGGCGUCGGGCGGCGGCACGGCCGACCGCACCAUACGCAUCUGGAACGUCAACACCGGCGCCAACAUCAACACCGUCGACACCAAGUCACAGGUAUGCUCGAUCCUGUGGAGCACGCACUACAAGGAGCUGAUCUCCGGGCACGGGUACGCCAACAACCAGCUGGUAAUAUGGAAGUACCCGCUGAUGACGCGCGUGUGCGAGCUGACCGGGCACAUGGCGCGCGUGCUGCACAUGGCCAUGUCGCCCGACGGACAGGCCGUGGUGUCCGCCGGCGCCGACGAGACGCUGCGCCUUUGGAAGUGCUUCAUGCUGGACCCGGCGAAGAAAAAACAACCCACCGACUCGAAGGCAGCCAAAUCUUUACUGAAUCUCAAUUCGCUAAUCAGAUAACUUGAUAUCAACUAUAAUAUACAAUGAACUUGACUUGGGGUAGUUUUACAAGUACGCAUCAUGCGAUGCUCGGACCUCAUAGAAUGUCGUUUUAGCAUUUUGACUGAAUAUUGUGAUCUUUACAAUUAGUUAGGUAGCUUUUAAGAACACUACGGAUCAUUUUAUGGAGGUUCUAAUAAACUAGUUUUCUCAACCUUGUACUCUGUCUCAAUAUUUUAGUUUUCAAUUCUCAAACUCCGUAAAAUAAUCUGUAUUGUAACCAAUUUAUUACGUAAAGUAAUUAGGUUUUCCAAUUCGUCGUUUUAUCAAACGACAUAUUUUAUUGUUAACUUGAUAUUCACUUCUAUACCCCCUGUAUGACAAUAAAUAUACGAUUUGUAUUGGCAUUUUUGAACAGCUUAUUUUUGACGAACUAAGAGAAGUUGAGGUCGUUAAAUGUGUUUCGCGAUUUCUAACACUAUCCUUGAAAAUUAUUGAGACAGUAAAGGUAUUUUGAGCAUGUCUUACAAACAUUCCGUCAUGUCGUCACUUUGAUCAUUAAAUACAUCUACAAAUAUCUUUACUGUGUUAAUGAAUGUCUCUUGUGUCUUAUAAAAUGUACUAUCUUUUUCACUUUCGUAUUACUUUAGCUCUAAUCGACAUUUCAUUGCCUCGGCUUCCUUGUUUUAAAACUUCUAACCACUUUAUUGUGUACUAUUUUAUUGUUUUAAGAAUGAAUUGGUAAUUUUGAUUGAUUGUGUAAUUUUAUUGUAUGGUUAAUAAAGAUUUCGAUCCUUAAA
Pectinophora gossypiella (pink bollworm) is the source of this 2594-nucleotide messenger RNA. RefSeq names its product cell division cycle protein 20 homolog (gene fzy). NCBI's taxonomy places the organism in Eukaryota, Metazoa, Arthropoda, Insecta, Lepidoptera, Gelechiidae. Gene Ontology annotation, biological process: anaphase-promoting complex-dependent catabolic process; positive regulation of anaphase-promoting complex-dependent catabolic process; positive regulation of ubiquitin protein ligase activity. Gene Ontology annotation, molecular function: ubiquitin ligase activator activity; anaphase-promoting complex binding; protein binding. The coding region runs from base 193 to 1815 and encodes 540 amino acids. Gene Ontology annotation, cellular component: anaphase-promoting complex. The record is from RefSeq and is a predicted model, not a curated record. The transcript is spliced from 10 exons.